Molecule: messenger RNA, 5722 nt
Organism: Rhea pennata
Lineage: Eukaryota; Metazoa; Chordata; Aves; Rheiformes; Rheidae
Gene: ARID5B
Product: AT-rich interaction domain 5B
Exons: 10
Coding region: 66-3623 (1185 amino acids)
Biological process (GO): regulation of transcription by RNA polymerase II
Cellular component (GO): nucleus
Molecular function (GO): transcription cis-regulatory region binding
Source: RefSeq, a predicted model, not a curated record
GCCGGGCUCCAUUCACGCCAACAAGUUUGGGAGAAUGUUGAGUUCAAUCGCGCCGGAGCGCCGCGAUGGAGCACAGCUCGCUGCAGUGGGUCGGCGCCCCGUGCGGCUCGCACGGCCCCUACGUGUUCUACAAGGCGUUCCGCUUCCCGCGCCGCGGCGGCGCCCGCCCGCGCGUCCUCGCCCUCGGAGACUUCUUCUUCGUGCGGAGCGGCGCGGAGCAGCCCGCCUGCAUCGCCGAGCUGCAGCUGCUCUGGGAGGAGCGCACCAGCCGCCAACUUCUCUCCAGCUCCAAACUUUAUUUCCUCCCCGAGGACACCCCGCAGGGCAGGACCAGUGACCACGGCGAGGAUGAAGUUAUCGCCGUGUCGGAGAAGGUGACGGUGAAGCUGGAAGACCUGGCGCGAUGGGCGCAGUCCGACUUCUCCAAGUGGCGGUGCGGCUUCCGGGCGGCGCCGGUGCCGCCGGCGGCCGCGGGCCGGGGCGGCCCCCGGGAGGCCCUGGCCAGGUACCGGCAGUCCACGCUCAACAGCGGCUUGAACUUCAAGGACGUCCUGAAGGAGAAGGCCGACCUCGGUGAGGACGAUGAAGAUUCAAACCUGCUAAUUCUCAGCUACCCGCAGUACUGUCGAUACCGUUCCAUGUUAAAGCGCAUUCAGGACAGGCCUUCUUCAGUGCUAACGGACCAGUUUGUUUUAGCCCUGGGUGGCAUUGCAGUAACAAGCAAGAACCCCCAAAUCUUCUACUGUCGGGAUACAUUUGAUCAUCCAACCCUUAUAGAAAAUGAAAGUAUAUGUGAUGAGUUUGCGCCAAAUCUUAAAGGCAGACCACGCAAAAAGAAGCCAUGCCCACAGAGAAGAGAUUCAUUAAACGGCAUUAAGGAUUCCAACAAUAAUUCCGAAAGCAAAGCUGUUGCCAAGGUAAAGUGUGAGGCUAAGUCAGCUUUGCCCAAACCCAAGAGUAACAACAGCAACUGUAAAAAAGGCUCAAGUGAGGAUAAAUCAAAGAUUGCCAUAGGUGAAGAAUGCAGAGCUGAUGAGCAGGCUUUCCUUGUGGCACUUUAUAAGUAUAUGAAAGAAAGGAAAACACCAAUUGAACGAAUACCCUAUUUAGGUUUUAAGCAGAUUAACCUUUGGACUAUGUUUCAAGCUGCUCAAAAACUGGGAGGAUAUGAAACAAUAACAGCCCGUCGACAAUGGAAACAUAUUUAUGAUGAAUUAGGUGGUAACCCUGGAAGCACAAGUGCUGCUACAUGUACUCGCAGACAUUAUGAAAGAUUAAUCCUGCCAUAUGAAAGAUUUAUUAAAGGAGAGGAAGAUAAGCCGCUGCCUCCAGUGAAACCUCGAAAACAGGAUAACAGUUCCCAGGAGGGUGAAGCGAAAACAAAAGUGUCUGGAACAAAACGCAUCAAAAAUGAAAACCAAAAGAGCAAGAAGGAAAAAGAUAAUGCACAGAAACCCCAGGAUGCAUCUGAGGUUUCAUCAGAACAAGAGAAGGAUCAAGAAUCAGCAGACCAGAAAAAUUUCCCCGAACAUCCUGCAGUGGGAGAGAUGAAACAACCCGUGCAAGGCCCUCCAUCUCUUUCACCAGAGGCAGCUCGGCCAGUGCCUCUGGAAAAGACAGACUUGACAGAAAACAGCUCAAAUAGUGAGAAGGCCAAGGAGGAAGUCCAGCACUCAUCCUCUUUCUCAAGUAUAGCAAUGUCCUCGGAGGAGGAGACCAUGUUGGAUGCCACCAUCACCAAGCAGUUGCAUCCUUCAGCAGAUGCCCUGGAAGACGCAAAGCCAGAACAAAGGUUACACAAAGCUUUUACUGACAGCUUAGAAAGUGAACCUCCAGAAAUGCCCUUUACGGCUUUUCCGGUCCAGCUGCCCACUCAAAGCGACAUGGAAGACGACAAAUUGCCGGAGAUGGCCGAUUACAUCGCGAACUGCACAGUGAAAGUGGAUCAGCUGGGAAAUGAAGAUAUCCAUAAUGCACUCAAGCAAACACCUAAAGUGCUGGUGGUCCAGAACUUUGACAUGUUCAAGGAGAAGGAGCUGCCCGGUUCCAUGAACGAUGACUCCACUUUUGGUUACACACCACUCCUCUACUCAAAAGGUAAUCCAGGCAUCAUGUCACCCCUGGCAAAGAAAAAACUGCUGUCACAGGUCAGUGGGGCCAGCUUGUCUUGUAGCUAUCCAUACGGUUCUCCUCCACCUUUGAUUAGCAAAAAGAAACUAAACAGCAGAGAUGAACUGUCCUCUAGCAUAUCACAAGGUCCCCAUGCCCUUAAUUCAGAUCCUGUAGCAAUUAAUAGGCCAUCAGUCAUACAACACGUACAGAGUUUUAAAACGAAGGAAGAAAGGAAAUCGAUUAAUGAUGUUUUUAAGCAUGACAUACUAAGUAAACCGGAUCAUCAGCGCUGUGAUUUUUCAAAACAUCACCUCAGUUCUCUUGCCGAGUCGUACGUACCGAAGACAGAUAUCCAGGACUGCAAAGAUAAAAUGAGUGAGAAAAGGGCACUGCAGCACUCCCAUGUGCCCACUUUCUUGGCAGAUUUUUAUUCAUCACCUCAUCUGCACAGUCUUUAUAGGCAUACAGAACACCACCUUAAUAAUGAACAGACAUCAAAGUAUCUCCCUCGGGACAUGUUCAGAGAGUCAGAAAAUAUUUCUACUUUUACUCAACACAAACACCAAGAAAAACUAAAUUUAAAUUAUCACCCAUCUUUGCAUCAGCAAGAAAAAAAGGCAGCAGUGGAGGCCUCCUCAGAUGAUCAGCCAACAGAUUUGAGUCUUCCAAAGAGCGUACACAAGCAGACUGCAAAGGCUCCAGGCUCCGGCCUCCCUCACGCAUCCAUGGCGCAGCAAGAAGGCAAAAGCAUCUCCCAGUUCCCAGCUGCCAGCAGCCAGGCUGUGAGCCUAGACUGCAACCCUAAAGCUUGCCGCGUGUCCCCCAUGGCCAUGACGGCCCCUAAAAAACACAGCGAGCUGCUCCACAGGUCUGGGAAACAGCAGGCCCAGAGACUGGAGAAUCUGAGGAAGAUGGAAGGGAUGGUGCAUCCUAUCAUCAGCCGCAGGACGAGCCCUCAAACCAUCGGUGCUGCCCGGCCUUUGAAACGGAGCCUGGAGGAUUUGGACAAGGUCAUUUCUGAAAAAAAAAUCCGAGCUGUCUCUCCUCUGCACUUACCAAAGGAGACCCCGGCGAAAGAAAAGGUUCCCGAUCCAGAGGGGGAAAGCAGCAAAUCCGUGCACAGCAUACAUUCUGGCAGCAUGUUGGAAGGCCACAAAUUUCCCCUUUCAACCCCCAUCUUCACAGGCCUGUAUCCAGGAGCACUGUGUGCAGGGCUGAACAAUCGCCUCCCGCCCGGGUAUUCUCAUCCUUUACAGUACUUGAAAAAUCAGACCAUGCUUUCCCCACUAAUGCAACCUUUGGCUCUUCAUUCCUUCAUGGUGCAGAGACAGUUCCUUACGUCCCCUGCAAAUUCGCAGCAACUGUACAGACACUUAGCUGCAGCAACACCUGUAGGAAGUUCAUACGGUGACCUUUUGCAUAAUAGCAUUUAUCCUUUAGCUGCUAUAAACCCUCAAGCUGCAUUCCCAUCUUCCCAGCUGUCCUCUGUACACCCCAGCACAAAACUGUAAAUUCUUUCACUCUCUCUCUCUCUCUCUCUCACACACACACACACACAAAAAAAAUCUGAGGAAAAAAAAUAAGUUGGUGACAUUCCUUCCCUGUGAUGAUGUCUUGCAGAAUUAGCAAUCUAUAUUUUUCUUAACCAGGAUGCAGUCUUACCCCGUGCAGUGGAAUGCUUCCAAAUUGGAUCCAGACAGGACUGCUGCUUUAAUUCUGGCUCCCACAUCACCCCUUAUCCCCUUCUCCUGCCCCCUGAAAAAAAAAGGAAAGAAAAGAAAAAGAGAAAGAAUUGCAUUUUGCAUAUUUGUUUUCUGAAAGGACUUGUAUAUGGUGAGAGCAAAAGUUCAAAGGGAGCCAUGGAAAUGCAGGCCCAGUCCUGAGCUCACUGAAAUCAGAGGUGACAGUUGCGUUUGGUUUUCAUUGAGCCAAGGAUCAGAGGCGUUGCGUUGUUUCAAAUGAGUCAAGGACUCGAGAUGAACCUGAAAAGGAGAAGAGAGCCGUGAAUCCAUACAAUCAUUGGAUGUGGUUUUUGGGGUAACUUUUCGUAACUUUUAAGAUUCAAUCAAUGCAAUGUAUAGUAAAACGGCAAUAGAUUUUUCAUUUUAACACUAUUAGAAACAGAAGGGUAAACACUGUUUAAUUUGACUGUACAUAUCCACUUCGUAAACUACCAGUGUCACAUUUGGUCACAAUAAUUUAUAUAGUUUUGUUUGUCCAGUAUAUUCUGUGCUCUUUAUGUUUGUUUUUUUGGGUUUUGUUUUUUUUUUUAAAUUAAACAGUAUCAUUUUAUCUGCAACUUUUUUUAAAGACUGUGGCUGUCCUAAUUUUUUUUUACGUGUUUGUAAUUUUUCCUGUUUCUAUAUACUUUUGAGCAGCGUUUUUGUUUUGUUUUUGUGGUAACGUUUACUGUUUACAAACUGAAGCAACUGGUUCAGAUUAAUCUUAAUGGAUAUAAACAUACUGUAGGUAAUAUUAUGGUGCGAGGAUGCAAACAAAGUUCCUUUUCCUAUGGUCCGAUCCUGCAAGGUGCUGAGCACCUGCCGCUCUCCUAGUGUUGCCACGAUGGCUCAUACGCUGCUUUUUCCCUCCCACCGAGCUUUGCUUUCCCGUAUUGUGGUCCGUGAAUUUGUCAAGAGUUGUACUUACCUUACCUAGGCUGUGAAACCCUCCUGCAUACCAGAGAACCGAUUUAGGAAACAAAACCUCACUGGCACAAGCUGCUGAAUAACAGAGGAGUGCAGAGAACGGAUUUGUGGUUUGCGAGAAUGUCAAGAAUUUCGGGAGUUAGAACAGGAGCCAAUGCUGAUCUGAAUCGGAGGGUUUGCGAGCCCGGGGCUCGCUGGCCGGGUCGGGUUUGGCCUCCCGGCUCGGAGAGCACCGCCGGCACCCGCGGGCGCGCGUCUCCGCCGGUGCCGCUCAGCAGGGCGCCCCUGGAAACGCAGCCCCCUCCCCGGGGCCAAAAAAGGGACUUGCAGCCUGUUGGGAUGCUCCUUGUGCACCCACGCCGGGCGCUAAGCCCUCCUCCCGGGAGUCCUUGCAAAGUGUAAAAGCCCGGGAGCGAAGGGACUGGGUUUUCGUAACGAAAGAGCUUUCCUGUGGACGUGUGUUCGCUUUGAAGGACGUCACUGCCGUGCAGCUAAGCAUAGACAUCAGUAAAGAGAAGUGUGACUUGGAGGCAUUUUACAAUGUGAAAAUUGGUUGUGAUUCAAACCAUCUCAGUUACUGUUCAAAGACAGUGUAAUCAAUAUAAAAACAGAAAUGGAAACUACUAAGAAACACUUUGCAUGCUAGGCAUGUCAUUAAAAUUUCCCGUGAUAUGAAGCCAAAUACAAUAUAUAAUGUAUCAUAGUUAAUAUCCAAAGGUGGAAACCAGAAUAAUAUACUCGUCUACUGUUAAAGAUCCAGCUUCUUCAAUUAAAUACUUUAUAUUCCUGUGGUAAAACUAUAUUUAAUUGAUCGUAAACAGACUAGUAGAGCUUAGAACAUGAACGUGCCAAUGCAGAGUAUCCUGCUGUUCCACAAACCGUUAAGGAAACAAAAUCGCAAGCUCAGCUGGGCAGAGGCCAUAAUGUUGAGGACAUCUCUAGUAAAGUUGCACUAGAUCUGA